AUGGUAAGCUCUAAUGCAAUUGGUGUUGUCCAGGAAUGGAAUGCAACUUGUGAAUACUGGGAGGCCGUGCAGACUGCCCUGGAAAGCUGCUACCUUCCCAUUUUGUAUGGCAUUGAGUUUAUUGUGGGACUCCUUGGGAAUACUGCUGUUGUUUUUGGCUACCUCUUCUGCCUGAAGAACUGGAACAGCAGUAACAUCUACCUCUUCAACCUCUCUAUCUGUGACUUGGCUUUUUUGUGUACACUUCCCAUGCUGAUGAGAAAGUAUGCCCAGAGAAAAUGGCCAUAUGGGUAUGUGCUGUGUAUAAGCAACCGAUACAUACUUCAUGCCAACCUCUACACCAGUAUUCUUUUCCUCACUUUUAUCAGCAUCGAUCGAUAUCUGCUCAUGAACUAUCCUUUCCGGGAACACCUCCUGCAAAAGAAAGCAUCUGCUAUUUUAAUAUCUUUGGCCAUCUGGGGCUUAGUAACCUUAGAGCUCCUGCCCAUACUUCUUUUUAUACAUUCUGAUGACAAGGGCACCAACUGUACUGAUUAUGCAAGUUCUGGGGACCCCAAUCACAGCCUAAUUUAUAGCAUGUGUUUAACCUUUCUGGGCUUUCUCAUUCCCCUUUUUGUGAUGUGCUUCUUUUAUUUCAAGAUUGCUCUCUUUCUAAAGCAGAGGAACAGGCAGCUCACUACAGCUUUGCCCCUUGAGAAGCCUCUGCACUUAGUCAUCAUGGCUGUGGUGAUCUUCUCUGUGCUUUUUACUCCCUACCAUGUCAUGCGAAAUGUCCGGAUUGCUUCACGCCUGGAGACCUGGAAGAAGUCCCCAUGCACUGAAGCCAUCAUCAACUCCUUGUACAUCUUGACAAGGCCAUUGGCCUUUCUGAACAGUGUCAUCAACCCUGUCUUCUAUUUCCUUCUGGGGGAUCACUUCAGGGAGAUGUUGGUGAAUAAACUGCGGCACCACUUCAAGGCCCUUACAUCCUUCAGAAGAUGA
Messenger RNA from Rangifer tarandus platyrhynchus (Svalbard reindeer), 981 nucleotides. Lineage: Eukaryota; Metazoa; Chordata; Mammalia; Artiodactyla; Cervidae. The record is from the annotation of a GenBank genome assembly.